AAACAGCGUUGGAUCCACAUCGUCGUCGUAUCUAAGCGGAGGUUCAGGCUCAACCUCGUCCACCUAUCGCACCAGUUCAGCGUACUUGAGCGGAUCCACAUAUGAUUCACCAUCUUACGGCAGAUAUGGACGAAACUCUUGCAGAUUGCGCCCCUUCUAACUCACUUAACCAAAAGCAAAGCAAAAACAAAAGCAACUCCCAAAAACUCAACUAAAUCGAACUUCCGAAUAUCGCAAAAACACAACAAUAACUAACCUCAGAAACGCUGACUAACACCCGCAAGCCCAAGAGCCCGCAAGCUACCCCAAUCAAGCCCCAGUUUAGUCCUGUCCUGUCCAGUGCUGUAUAACGUCCCAGCAAUUGCUACACGACUAAGGAGUAGGCCUAGGAAUAGGACACGAAGUAGGCUAGAAGAAUUUCAGCCUUUGCCCUACUGUUGGUUCUCUCUCUCUCUCUCUCUCUCUCUCUCUCUCUGUCUGUCUCUGUGUGUUAACAAAGUAGCCUGUGAUUUCUGCAAAAUUUAAGGUCCCCUUUCGUUUAGGCCUCAAAGUCAGUCAAAACUCAGCAAUACUAAACUCGAGAAAUGAAAGUAAAAUAAAAAACACACAGACAGAAGCAGAAAUCCAGGCUGAUUGGACACGAAUCUGUAAGUGUAGUGAGCGGGAGAAUCCCAUAGUAUGCAGACAAGACUGCCAGCUGAUGUUGAAUGAUGUUAGACAAUAAGAAGAACAGAGGUUUCCACAAGACUCCAGCAACCAGACUGCAUCGUGGAGGUGAGCCAGCAUUAAUAGCACUAGCAACACCAUCCACAGCAGCAGCAGCAGCAGCAGCGACAGGUGCAUCCACAGUAGCCGCAACCCAUCAGCUGGGAGGAGGAAGGACAGCAAUCACUGGUGGCACAACAGUGGCAGGCGGUAAAGGUGCAGGCAGCACAAAGCGUGGCAUCAAUCAUAUCACGGCGCGUGGCAAGGACAGUAAAUCAAAGAAUUACACGCUAGCAGGCAUACCAGCCGGUGUGGCACGGGGACAAGGCAAACACGGCUCAUCAUCAGCAGCUGCAGGAGUGGCAGGAACAGGAGCAGGAGCAGGAGCAGGAGUUGGCCGCUCAGUGACAACGGGUACAGCGUGCGGCAAUCCCGUGCGUACGGCCAAUCAGCGUUACUUUCUGGUGCCCAACUUCAAGGAUUCCACAUUCCUCAAGGACGAGUGCGCGCUGGCCCUUGCCCAGGUAACGGGCGCGAGUGCGGGUGCCGGCAAAUCAAAAGCCACGACCCACGGCAAGCAGCGCUCCCGUGUGGGUGAGGACAACAAGAACAAUAAUAACCAGAACCACAAUCAGAACCAGCACCAGAGCAGCAGCAACAGCAGCAGCCAUCAGCAGCACAAGGCACACGGCCAUGUGGCAGAAGGUGGAGGAGGAGGAGGAGCAUUGAGUGACAUGCCACGUCCGCCCGUGCUCAAUGGCAAUCAACAGGCGGCAACAGCAGCGACGACGACGACGACGUCGAGAAUCACCAGCAACGGGGGACACAAGCACGGCCACAGAACCACUGGCGCCCAGGAGCAACAGCUAACGUCGGCACAGAAGGUGGCGCUGGCCUUGCAGGCCACAGCCACUGCAGCAGGUGCAGGCAGGAAUCUACUCAAGCUAAAGCCACUACCCUUUGGCAGCAGCUCCAACAAUAAUAACAAUAAUAUUAACAACAACAGCAAUCACGGCUACGCCAGUCAAACGAACAUGAACGGACACAUUAACAACAACGGCGGAGGCAGCAUCAAUGCCAGCAACAACAACAUGCAACGUGGGCAGAAAGUGAAGCAGCAGCUGAAGCAGGAGGUGCAGCAGCAGCAGCAUAAGCAGCAACUGCAAGACGAUGACAUCAGCUACAUAGACAGCGAUGAUACGCCACCUCCCUCCACAUCAGCAGCGGGUGGCAGCAAAGUGGCAGCAGGAGCAAGCGAUCCGAUGUUCCGCAACCGUCCGAGAUCCACAAUUAUCACAUCCCAUUCCAACUUUGCCGCCAGCUUGGAGAAGUUCAACAACCUAAAGCUGGUCAAUGGCACACCAGCGGUGGCGGCAGGCAAACGCACAGCAUCCACAGUGUUGCCCAGCAAUGCGCGUCGCUACGGCAUCGAUUCGGUUAGCAUUAAGGCAUCGAUUGAGAAGUUCAACAAUUUGAGCUGCCAGAAGCAGCGGCAGGGCAAGGAGGCGGCCACCUCGCAUGCGAGAGGUGUCAUGCCACGUGGUGGCCACAUAGCGCAUACCUCGUCCAUUGGGAGUAGUGGAAAUUUGCAACAGCAUCGCUACAGCGGGGAUCUGGAAAAUGUGCGCUUGUCGGCGGGACACAGCAGUUCCCUGACACGGGCCGCCUAUCGCACCACGGCGCCCAUGAAUUGUGUUCUCGCCGCACCCACAUUGCCGCCAGCCGUGCAGCCUCUUCCGGUGUCGUUAAAUUCUCAGGUAAACGACACCAAGACACAAUCAAGCACGGCAACAGCAGCAGCAACAGCAGCAACCACAGUUUCCGCUUCCUCCGCCGGUUUGUCGUCAUCGUCGUCGUCUUCCGUCGUCUCCACAGCCACGGCAACGGUCACGGUCACCGUGACGGGCUCAGCGACAGCCAACGAUAGUGCCAGAAAUGUGAGCAGCACCAGGAAUGUGCUGCCGCCCGUGUCGCCAACACCCAGCCGCUACUGGGAACGGGACAGCGGCAACUCCACCACCAGCACCAGUCGCCAGUACUCAUCUUCCAAUUCGUCAGCUCUGAGCGGCAGCAGCAAGUACAACACCGAUGAGGGUUAUCGAAGCUCGACGAGUGCGCGGGAAGAGAAGGCAGAAGGUUUGUGCGGCCUGAGAAAUAUCGGUAAUACAUGUUUCAUGAACUCGGUCAUACAGUGCCUGAGCCACACGACUGAGCUGACACGAUUUCUGCGCACACAUCAUGGCUCGCGCACGUCUGCCACCAAGGAUCAGCUAAUACUCCUCGAAUUUGCCAAACUCAUCCAGGAGAUGUGGACAUCAAGCGUGCACACAGUUACCCCCAUGGACCUCAAGCGCGCCUUCUCUGCCAAGCAUCGCAUGUACAGUGAUUACAAUCAGCAGGAUGCGCAGGAGUUUCUGCGCUUCUUUCUCGAUUCACUGCACUCGGCCCUCAACUCGGGCAUCAAGGGCGAAACACUCAAUAUUGAUGAUAAUCUCAGUGACAAUAAGAAGGCCGAUCUAACCUGGGAGUGGUAUACGAGGCAUGAGAACUCCUUGGUGCGCGAUCUGUUUGUGGGACAACUGAAGAGCACUCUGAAGUGCACGACAUGCGGCAACACGAGCGUCACCUUUGAUCCAUUCUGGGACUUGAGCGUGCCGCUGCCCUCCUCAACGCGCUGCAAGCUGGAGGCCUGCUUGGAUCUGUUCAUACGAGAGGAGAUACUCGAUGGCGACGAGAUGCCCACAUGCUCCAAGUGCAAGACGCGACGAAAAUGCACCAAAAGCUUCACCAUUCAACGUUUCCCCAAAUAUCUUGUCAUACAUCUAAAACGCUUCUCGGAAACGCGCUGGAGCAAGCUAUCGAAUAUUGUUGAGUUCCCCACGGCUGAUCGCGACCUCAAUAUGGCAUCCUACGGCGCCAACUCCAACUCGAAUGUGCAUUACUCGCUCUACGCGAUAUCCAAUCAUAUGGGCUCAACGGCUGGCGGUCAUUAUACGGCGCUCUGCAAGCAUCCAGUUUCACGCAAGUGGCACGAGUUCAACGAUAAUAUCGUGAGCGAUUCCGUGUCCGAAAACUUUCUCGUUUCAUCCAGUGCUUAUAUACUUUUCUACGAGCGUUCGUAGGACUCAGUGCUGAGUUCAAACGGAGUCCUUGAUCUGUGUGGCGGCGUCUACAGGGCGAGGAAGGAGCAGGCAGCGGGAACAACGACAACAGCAACUACAGAUCAAGGAGGGCACGGGGACAGCUGCAAUUCCCUCCCAAAGAAUUGCAAACUAAACUUAAAAGUUUUACUUAAAAAAAGCGGAAAAAAAAAUUAAAUCGUGCAGCAGUUCCCUUCCCCCCCCCCCCUCUCUCUCUGAAUGGUUACCCGUAGUGUAGCGGAUAAUUAGCGACAAUUAGUGUACAUAAAAACCUCGGAACUUCGUGGCCUGAAAAGCGGUAAAAAAAACUAAAAGGAAAAACAAACAAAAAACAAUUCGGUUCAGGAACAUACAAACAAAAAAAGGAAAAAACAACAACAACUUUCGGCAAACUAAUCCCCAGUGCAAUGAACUCACAAGCCAAUCAACCUCCUUAAGAACAACUAAAAACUAAAAAAAAAAAAAAAAAG
Messenger RNA from Drosophila guanche, 4315 nucleotides. RefSeq names its product ubiquitin carboxyl-terminal hydrolase Usp2 (gene Usp2). Gene Ontology annotation, molecular function: cysteine-type deubiquitinase activity. Gene Ontology annotation, cellular component: cytoplasm. The coding region runs from base 708 to 3827 and encodes 1039 amino acids. The transcript has 9 exons. The record is from RefSeq and is a predicted model, not a curated record. NCBI's taxonomy places the organism in Eukaryota, Metazoa, Arthropoda, Insecta, Diptera, Drosophilidae. Gene Ontology annotation, biological process: protein deubiquitination.